This is a messenger RNA of Agelaius phoeniceus (red-winged blackbird), 756 nucleotides long. Its product is annotated as ovomucoid-like. The record is from RefSeq and is a predicted model, not a curated record. Gene Ontology annotation, molecular function: protein binding. Lineage: Eukaryota; Metazoa; Chordata; Aves; Passeriformes; Icteridae.
CCCUGACCUGACAUCCUCAUCAUCCAGAAACUUCUCAGAGCUGGAGCACAGCCCAAGCUGGGCAGGCAGCCCUGGAGGGACCAUCUCUGAGCAGAGUGGGAGCAGCAGCUUGCAGACUCCAGCACCUCCAGCAUGACCAGGGCAGGAAUUCUGGUGCUCCUCUCCUUCGCGCUUUGCUGCGCCCCAGAUACUGUCUUUGGGAUUGAGGUGGACUGCAGUACCUAUCCCAACACCACAAACGAGGAGGGCAAAGAGGUGCUGGUCUGCAGCGAGGCCGUCAGCCCCAUCUGCGGCUCCGACGGCGUCACCUACGGCAACGAGUGCCAGCUCUGUGCCUACAACGUAGAAUAUGGAACCAAUGUCAGCAAAGACCACGAUGGAGAGUGCAAGGAAGUUGCCCCUGUGGACUGCAGCAGGUACCCCAACUCAACCAGUGAGGAGGGCAAAGUGGUGCUGAUCUGCAGCAAAGACAUCAGCCCCGUCUGCGGGACCGACUGGGUCACCUACGACAACGAGUGCCUGCUCUGCGCCCGGAGCCUGGAGGCUGGAACCAGCAUUGGCAAGAAGGCUGAUGGUGAAUGUAAGAAGGAAAUUGUCACAGUUGACUGCAGUGACUACCCCAAACCUGUCUGCUCACUGGACUACAUGCCUCUCUGUGGCUCUGACAACACAACAUACAACAAUAAGUGUAUCUUCUGCAACGCAGUCGUGGACAGCAAUGGGACAAUCACUUUAAGCCAUUUUGGGAAGUGCUGA